AGCUUUCCAUUGGCUGCAGCAGCUGCCAGUCAGCAGGGGAGGAAUGUGAUGGGCUGCUGGUGAGCGCCUGCCCUGCACCCCCGUGUACCACCGAGGGCACCUGCAGGCGGGGGCAGUGCAGAUCUCUCCUGCUGCAGCAAGGGCCAGGUAUCGACAGCAUGCAGCUGCUGCCAUUCUGCAUGGAGCUGGCCAGCCACAGGAAUGGCCAUGACCACUACUAACCACAGGCCUGCAGACUUUGGCUGCAUCUCCAGAGACACGCCCCAAUUCCUGGCUCCUUCUCCUCCCCAGCUGCCCAGCUGGCCCCUGCACAGGACAGACGGUUGCCAUGGGGGAGUACUACAAACUGCUGGAACUUCCCCAGGACGCCUCUGACGAGGACAUCAAAAAGGCGUACAGGAAGGCAGCGAUGAGAUGGCACCCGGAUAAAAACCCAGAGACCGAGCAAUACGCCGAGCGGAAGUUCAAAGAAAUAACAGAGGCGUAUGAAGUGCUGUCAGACAAGAGCAAGCGCGACCUCUACGACCGCUACGGCAAGGACGGGCUCACGGGGGCAGCAGGGCCCGGGGGAUCGAGGGCUGAAGACGGAGCCCCUGGAUUUACUUUCAACUUUGCCAUCAUCCGUGACAUCCUCAGAGAGUUCUUUGGGGGACGAGAUCCUUUCUAUGGUGUGACUGGAGCUGAGAGAAGCAACACGGAAGCAGCAAGGAACGAAUCCCACCCUGGAUACGAGUCGCAUGAAGCAGGCAAUGACUUGCAUGGGGGAUAUGAGUUUUAUGAUGGGUGGGACAAGCAUGAGGGAUAUGAGCCGCAUGGCGCAUGGAACGAGUCACAUUAUGAGUUUGAGUCUGCUCCUGGAUGCAAGUCGCAUGAGGAGUAUGUGUUGUAUGAUGGGUGGAAUAACACACCAGACAGACAGGAGACGACGCCUGGAUACGAGAUGCACGAGGCGUAUGCGUCGUACGAUGGAUGGAACAAUACACAAGACAGACAGGAGACGACGCCUGGAUACGAGAUGCACGAGGCGUAUGCGUCGUACGAUGGAUGGAAUGAUUCGCCAGACAGACAGGAGACGACACCUGGAUACGAGAUGCACGAGGCGUAUGCGUCGUACGAUGGAUGGAACAAUACACCAGACAGAGACAAGUCAGCUGCUGUAUAUGAGCCGCAUGCUGGAUGGAGCAGGGGACCAGACAGAGCUGAGGCAGCUCCUGGAUACAGGUCACAUGAGGAGCGCGCGCUGUAUGAUGAAUGGAGCAGGGCACAAGACAGACCUGACUCGGCUCCUGUGUACGAGCUGCAUGCUGGAUGGAACAAGUUGCAAGCUGGACGCAACGAAGCAGCUGCUGGGUGGAAAGAGUCGGCUGCUGGCUAUGCCCCAGCUCCCAGAUACCUGUCACCUUAUGAGUGGAACAGGUCAGCAGCCAGCUGCACCAAGGCGGCUGACAGGAGCAGUGAGCUGGCUGCUGGGUGGAACAAGCCAGUUGUGGAUGGGAAGAGUCGACCCCCAAGUGAAACGAGGGUGCUCCCAGGUGGAAGGAGGCUGCUCCUGGGUAAAUCAAAGGCGAGGCAGUCAGAUGGACUGGACAAGCUCCUGGACGGAAUGAAGAAGCUCCUGGACGGAACCAAGAAGCUCUUGUGUAGACGGAGCGAGCUCCAAGGAGGAACACGUCCAGUCCCACCAGGAGAAUCUCAGCUGUUCUCUGAAGGAGCGAGUCAGCUGCUCCCGGAAAUAACCCGCCGGCCGCAGGCUGAAAUGAAUGAGUUACAAGGCAGGACAAGGCAGGUAUUGCAUGCAACCAGUCAGCUCCCAGAUGUCACCGGUCGAGUGCAGGAUGAAACGACGCAGAUCCAGCCGCUCACAGAUACAGCCAAUCCGCUGCUGAGUGCAAGGUGCAGCCUGCUACACGGAACAAGUCGGUGCCCAAACGUAAUCGGUCAGCCCCAGGGGGGAGAAAGUCGCCUCCCAGACAUAACCAGUCAUCUCCUAGGCCGAACGAGCAGGUUCCCAGUCAGAAGCCACCUUGGUGUCCAGUCCUCUGAUUCCAGCUGUUCCCGUAACUCCUUUAUCGCCAGGCUGGGGAGAAUGCUGUGAGCGCCAGGCUCCACCGGGAGGGAGGUUUCCAGAGGCCACUGGCAGAGCAGGCCAGGGGCUGUUCAGUAAAGACUGGGACCAGAGCUCUCAGCAUCAGUCUCGUUAUUAUUCACUGAGAAGCCAGCGAAAUGGGACCUGCUCCGACAGGGAUGGGAGCCCUGCUCUGAGGGCCCAGGGCCUUCAGCCAAUUGUCUCGGGGGCCGCA
Molecule: messenger RNA, 2300 nt
Organism: Mauremys mutica (yellowpond turtle)
Lineage: Eukaryota; Metazoa; Chordata; Testudines; Geoemydidae
Product: dnaJ homolog subfamily B member 2-like
Exons: 7
Coding region: 329-2095 (588 amino acids)
Biological process (GO): positive regulation of proteasomal ubiquitin-dependent protein catabolic process; protein refolding
Cellular component (GO): endoplasmic reticulum membrane; cytosol
Molecular function (GO): ATPase activator activity; Hsp70 protein binding
Source: RefSeq, a predicted model, not a curated record